AUGACCGUGAGCGCCAAGGACGCGACCGACAAGCCGAGCAUCGACGAGUUCGUGCAGGGCAAGCCUCUGGGCGAGGGCAACUUCUCGCGCAUCGUCGAGGCCAAGCACAAGGCCACGGGUGAGCAGUUCGCGCUCAAGGUGAUCGAGAAGCAGCGCAUCAAGCGGCUGCGGCUGCGCCACCAGAACAUCUUCAAUGAGAUCAACAUGGAGAAGGACGUGCUCAAUCGACUGCGCCACCCGAACAUCAUCCGACUGUACCAGACCUUCCAGGACGACAACAAUUUGUACUUCUUGCUGGAGCUGCUGGACGGCGGAGAACUGCUCACGCACCUGCUGCACGAAGGUCGACAGCUUCCGCUGGACGAAGAUUUGGCACGCUUCUACCUGGCAGACGUCGUGAAUGCCGUUGAGUACAUGCACGCAAACCAGGCGCUGCACCGUGACUUGAAGCCGGAGAACAUGGUGGUUUGCAAGGAUUCGGGCGGGCACCUGAAGCUCAUUGACUUCGGCACAGCCAAGAACUUCGCGGAUACGACGCUGAACGGACCGAACUUCGUCGGCACGCCAGAGUACAUGCCCCCGGAGACAAUCGACAACAAGGAGCCAACCUACGCAAGCGACAUGUGGGCCUUCGGCUGCAUCGUCUACCAGCUUCUGACAGGAGAGACUCCGUUCAGUGGCGGCAGCGCCUAUCUCACCUUCCUGCGCGUCCAAGAUGGAAGUUACUACGUGCCGGAGUAUCUUUCAGACGAAGCCAAGGAUUUAAUCACCAAGUUGCUGCAAAAAGACCCAGAGGCUCGUCUUGGAGGCACGCAAGCCUCUGCCAUGAGUGCUGUCAAAGCACACCCAUUCUUCAAGGGCAUUGAUUUCGAACAUCACAUGCAAGCAAAGCAGCCUGCAUCUCAAUUUUGCGGGUCUGAGCUGCUACCACUGGUAACAAGCCUCUCCGCUGUGGAAAAGGCCCGCAACAUCCACCACCCUCUGGACUUCUCUGGCGAAGCACUGCAGGACCAAAUUGAGGCUCUUUCGGCACGCGACAGAAGCAUACUUAUGCACAUUCUUCGACGCAAGCAAAUAGUGCACUUACCAGGGAUGUACCCUCGCUUCUUCAGCUCAGUUAGCCGUGGCCGGUGCUUAUACGCCCGCAACGGAGGAUAUGUGGGUUUCACUCACGAUCUACAAAAUCAAUGGAGCGACAACUUCUCCUUCAUGCAGCUAUCUGGACCCAAGCUUGGUCAGGCUGCAGCUAGAGUGGAAAACGACAACAGGGGAGGAUCUACGUGGGAAACAGAAUCAGCGGCAUUCCUUGAAGCGGUUGGCGUUCUAAACUCCCAGCGACCAGCUUUCGUUGUGAUCUGCGGAGAUUUUGUCAACGCCAAGCCUUCUCAAGAGUUCUACAGCGCCCAAGUUGUAGCCUUCCAGGAACUACUUAAUCGAAUCAUCCCCCAAGUUCGGCUGAUUUUCGCCGCUGGGUCUGGCGAGUUUGAAACCCAAGAUGGGCUUACCAAGUAUCAAGAAAACUUUGGUGACGCUCGAUUCAGCUUUUGGUUCGGAGGGAUCAAGUGUAUCGUGCCAAACACGACCAUACUCUGUCGCGAAACAGACUUUUCGGAGGAGGUAGCAGCACAGGCAGACUGGAUGAGCAAGGAACUCGAGAACGGAAAACUGUGUGCUCGCGGCACCGUGGUCAUUUCUGGACAUUCGCUAAGCCCAACUGUGCCAUCCAAUGGUACAGCAGCCAGCAAUAACGAAGCUGGUAACUCGUGCGUAAAAGUACCCAAACAGCUCCGGUCCAAGUAUUGGGAUAUGAUUCGAAAUGGUCAGGUGUGCCUUGUGGUGAGUGGAGGGUCAACAUCCAAUACCGUGUCCAGUGUCGUGACGAAAGCUGCUGAAGAAGAGGCGGAUGAGUACAAGUGCGAAAUUGUUGUAUGCAAGGCUCCGUGGGGAGGAUCGUCGAGUCUCAUUCACCACACGGAGGUGUCCCAAGCUGGCGUUGUUACCAAGGCAUUUCACGUGGAAAACUCCAGUGCAAGCGUUAGCCCAAGCACCACCGAAGCAGCAGACGCGGGAACCAAGCACAGCUCACUCACCCCUGAGGAAGAAGGCCAAGAAACAGUGUUAGCUGCAGAGAUGGUGACCCUCAGCGUCAACUCGGCACGCGUUGAAGAAUGA
Phytophthora sojae is the source of this 2172-nucleotide messenger RNA. RefSeq lists its product as hypothetical. Bases 1 to 2172 code for a protein of 723 amino acids. Gene Ontology annotation, molecular function: ATP binding; protein kinase activity. The transcript is spliced from 9 exons. Lineage: Eukaryota; Oomycota; Peronosporomycetes; Peronosporales; Peronosporaceae. Gene Ontology annotation, biological process: protein phosphorylation. The record is from RefSeq and is a predicted model, not a curated record.